AUGGCGGCGAAUACGCCGCUCAUUGAACGCGUCGAUAUCCACAAAUCAUGCAAGGCGCUCGAGUCUAUCGUGAACAUCUUCAACGAUUACUGUCAGGCUGCGGAGGCUCUUGCAAGCGUACAGAAGAAAUUUGCACGCGCUCUCAAAGACGUGGUGGGUCAGAAAGCUACGAAUGAACUCGCAGGAAAUGCGCUAAGCGCUGCAGCAAUGUUGCUAGAAUCAUUGGCCGAAGUUGAUGCUAAAUUUGUCAAGACAAUUGACAAGGAAUGUGAAGGGACUAGUAAUGAUCUGAAGAAAUGGUUUAAGACGCUUGGAAAGGAAGAAAGGAAACAUGACGAGAAGAUUAAUGCGGCAAAUACGAAGAUCAAACAAGCUGGUCAGCAAUAUGAAAAGAAGGCAAAGAAGAAGGAUCGCGACGCGGCCGAAGAGCAUACCCGUUACGUGAAUCUACUCAGCGUAAUUGGGCCAGAAAUGUCGCAAGAGAAGUACAACCAUUCGUUAUUUGUGACACAGCGACAUACUGCUAUGCUGUACAACGUUACCUCAAGUGUAUCGCGUGCCGCUGAUGCAGAGUGGACGCGCGCAUGCGACUGUGUCCGCAAGUUUGCUCCCGUGAUAGGACGUAUCGGAGAAUGUCGUGCAUAUCUUGAAGGUGGUUGGAUGCUGAACAUUCCAGACUCAGGAGGAAGCGAUGAUGAUAAGAGCGGUCCUUCCGAAGGUACCGCCCGCGAGCAGGAAGGAAAUGGCAAAGUUGAUGAGAUGGGUGUCCGAAUUGACAAAUCACCAUCAGGAUCCACCGAGGCGGAUCAAUCUGUGCUACACUCGACUGCUCCAGCUCUUACUCCUGCUCUAAGCUAUGCAUCCUCAACUUCUCCAUCGUCCCCGUUCUCGUAUUCGACUCCGACUACUCAUAGCCCUCCUUCAGCUCCUCGUUCUCUUCCGAGUCGCUCACCUCAUAACAUGUCGCCGCCGACCUCUUUCGUCCCCGCAUUAAUGGGCAAGCUAAACACUGAUUCGGUUCGCUCUAUUGAAUCACUAUCAUCAUUCCCUACUCCUCCUACACACUUCCCGCUUCCGAUGAUGGCACAGUUACCUUCGUCGCCAUUGGCGCAGGCCUCGACGGAACAGAUAAGAGCACCGGAUGGAGGGAAUCCCAGCACUGCAGCCGGGCCUAACGACAUUAAACCGAUCUCGGACGUACCUAGGAUGUCAACAACCCCUGUCGAACAAACUGCCCCUCCAUUAACCGCGGACAGCGGCCAUUCAACUACAACUGGUCAAAGCCAACCCCCCACACCGCUUGUAUUUCCUAACGUCGAUGGGACUGAAGUGGAUAAAGACGAUACUGUUAAGCUGAAGGCAGCGGAACGCCCCCAGUCUCCGCAUCAUCGAAGACGCGAUAGUGUACCUCCCGGAACGAAUGAAAUGGGAAUGCAAGAACGGAAGGUCUCUGGAAAUAUUGAAAGAACGGAGUCUGUAACAAGUACUAAUAGUAUAGUCGCUUCGAUGCGCGACAAAUGGGUGCGAGGGGACGUUCCUUCUACUGCUGCUACUGCUCCACAACGAGAUAUACCACGCGUACCGAAUAAGGUAGCAGACCUUGCAAGUCGCUACGCGCCUUCAUCCGAUACCAACGCUAGACCUUUAUCACCCCGGAACACCGGCCAGGUGUCUCCAACUACGGAUCGGCCCCGACAAGCUAGUGGACCAACUGCUCUGCGUGAUAAUAAUUCCAGCACUGGUACCGUCAUCGUAAAUCAAGUACCGACAUCAGCGGACGCUGGAGCAACACCGUCCGAGAUUGACUUGGCGCGACGGAGACGGAGGAUUGAAGAGUUAGAAGAGCUUGAACGUCGUGAGCAGGCACAGGCGUUACGUGCUCGCGAACGCGAAAUUGAGAUGCAGACGAAGGAACUUGAGCGUGAACGUGAGCGAUUACGGGCACUAGGUAUCGCGACUUCAUCAAGCUCCGGUUCUGGUGGAGUCCGAACGCAUCAGCAACAUAGCUAUAGUAUGGUCAAUCUCGUUCCAUCGCGUAGUGGUGGUGGUGGUGGUGAAGUGCCUGUUAGACCGACAUCACAAUACGGAGAGCCGAUAGCGCUGUCUGCUUCUCAAUCAACGUCAUCCUCUUCGAAUUCAAACCCUUCGACGCGCCCUGAUCAUGCACCCUAUUGCGGCUGUCAAACAUGUUCCGCUUCUCAAUACAGCAAUCCUCCUUCUCAUGUACAGGCCGCCCCGCAGCCACGUAUGCAGAGAGAAAAGCCGAAAGGGUGGAUGAGACGUCUCAGCAUGCCCGUCGUUUCUAAUGCAUUCUCUUCGUCGGACUCCAAGAAACCGUACGGAAUCGGUCCAGGCGUCGCAGGUGGUGGGAAGACAGGUGGACCAGCACCGUACUUCGAGGCUGAUAGUACAGGUGGGAUAAGUAAUGUCAAUCCUGGACGACAAAGAAAACUAAGUUUUGGAAGACGCUGAUACCAUUCUAUGACUUCGAUCUUUGAACUUUUUAAUUAUAUUGCUUUCUGAUUUACUCCAAUUUUUAUUUACC
Molecule: messenger RNA, 2545 nt
Organism: Fomitiporia mediterranea MF3/22
Lineage: Eukaryota; Fungi; Basidiomycota; Agaricomycetes; Hymenochaetales; Hymenochaetaceae
Exons: 6
Coding region: 1-2472 (823 amino acids)
Source: RefSeq, a predicted model, not a curated record